AUGCAGAGCGCCCACGGUUACUGUCCCGGUCCAUUUUACCAGGAGAAUCUGUUCCCCUCUGAGGGAGGAUUCAUCGGCGGACGAUAUUGUUCUCCAUUCCCCGUCCCCGGCGCCAACGGCACGACGGUCAAUUGCUGCCUGCCAUGCCCUUUCGCCGACUUGCGAUAUGCCAAUGAUACGGCUAAGCGGGUCGAAAUUGGAAGUUGGAUCAGCGUGGCCAUGCUCCCUCUUUGCAUUUUUCUUCUCAUUUCCUACGCUGUCCUACCGGUCAAAUGGACAAACCGUCAUUACCUGAGUAUUUGUUUUACGUUGGGCAUCUGCUGCAUGGAGAUCGCCUUUAUCAUUCCUCUUGGUGCGAAACCCGAUCAGUGCUUCAACGCCAUCACCCCCAAUGACAUGUACUCGGACCUUUCCUGCGCCUUCUCGGGCUCUCUCCUCCUCUUUGGCGGAUGGCUCGUGGUCAUGUGGAGUUUCAUCCGCACCGUGGCCUUUCAUCUGCAAGUCUGCUGGGAACUCGUGCUGGGCCCCAAAUUCAUGUGGCUCGCCUUUCUGACCGGCUUUGGAAUUCCCGCCGUUGGACUGACUGUCAUGUUGAUCCUCACGGGAGUCUCGUUUCGUUUUGGCCGAAUGUGUCACAUCAACACCGAGCACGGCUCCCAAGACUACUGGUAUCCUCUCAUCGCUUUCACCGCCGCGGCCUUGGUGCUUCAGUUCUUCACCAUGCUCUACUGCAUCCACGUCUACGUGCGGUCGUUGUUCGACAAGUCCAGCUCGACGACCGACACCUCGACCGGCCUGCCCAGUUACACCUCGAGCGUACGUACCGCGACCGCCCGACAGGCCUAUCGUCGGGUGCAACGGGUGGUCCGACUCCAGUGGCGCGGCGCCGCGCUCGUGCUGAUCAUUUUGGCCAACGUCAUCUUCUUCGCCGUCGUCUUUAUCAAGAUGGAUGAGACCACCUCGACGACGCCGGCGAAUAUGGAAAAGGCCACCAAUUGGAUUGUCUGUCUCGCGCUCGGUGGGAGCCGGGAACAAUGUCAACAGCUGGCCACAGGGUUCGGCCCCGACGAGGGGACUCUCUUGGCCGUCGUUUACCUACUCUCACUGGUCGGCUUCUGGAACUUUAUCCUGUUCGCUCGACCGUCCAUCUUCGCGGGCUGGCUGGACUUUAUCCGCAAUGGCUUCUCUUCUUCCUCCCAUGAAUUCGUCUCCGCGGAUGCCUACCGCAACGCGGACCACAAGGGCUUUGAGAUGCUAACCACCUCGAGUGGGAAGGGCGCCGAGCCAUACUACAACAUGCGUUCUCCCAGUCCCGACCAGAUGAGAACCAUCGGUGGUUCGCCACCCCCCGUGGUGCGUUCCCCCAGUCCGACCUACAAUCUCAACGGGCGUGGCAGCCCGAUGGCCACGAGUCCGACUUCAGAACGUAGCGUGCACUUUCGACACCAAGAAGCACGGUAUACCCGUCCUUCAUUGAGCUUCAGUGGGCCCCGUCCACCUACCUCGCCCACGCCGGGAGGACGUGACUGGGAUCCUGCGGAGACCUUUGCCAGGGGGCAUGUAUGA
Penicillium oxalicum is the source of this 1566-nucleotide messenger RNA. It is a transcript of the gene gprM, whose product is annotated as protein gprM. The coding region runs from base 1 to 1566 and encodes 521 amino acids. Lineage: Eukaryota; Fungi; Ascomycota; Eurotiomycetes; Eurotiales; Aspergillaceae. Gene Ontology annotation, biological process: cell surface receptor signaling pathway; G protein-coupled receptor signaling pathway. The transcript is spliced from 4 exons. Gene Ontology annotation, molecular function: G protein-coupled receptor activity. The record is from RefSeq and is a predicted model, not a curated record. Gene Ontology annotation, cellular component: membrane.